Balaenoptera musculus (blue whale) is the source of this 2312-nucleotide messenger RNA. It is a transcript of the gene LITAF, whose product is annotated as lipopolysaccharide induced TNF factor. The transcript has 6 exons. Gene Ontology annotation, biological process: regulation of cytokine production. The coding region runs from base 328 to 813 and encodes 161 amino acids. The record is from RefSeq and is a predicted model, not a curated record. Gene Ontology annotation, molecular function: zinc ion binding. NCBI's taxonomy places the organism in Eukaryota, Metazoa, Chordata, Mammalia, Artiodactyla, Balaenopteridae.
GGGUGGGUGCGAGGCCCGGGCCGGGAGCCCAGCCUCCAACCCCCCAGAGGCUCCCCUUACUCCCGCCAGCUUACGGAGGGGAAAACUGAGGCGCACUGCAGGUUGCCAUGUUGUGAGCUGCCACGUUGGAGGGGCCCACGUGGAAAGGAACUGAAUGCUGCCAACGUGUACUGAGGGAGCUUGGAAGCUGGAUCCUUGCCCAGUCAUGCCUGCAGGUCCUUCCAGAAAGAGUCUUGCCUCUUUGGCUCAUCCAGAGGUUCCUCAUCUGGCCCCUACUGACCUGCCUCCUCGCAUCUCAAGUCCUGUGCUAGCCCAUCACUCGGUAAAAUGUCUGCUCCAGGAUCCUACCAGGCGGCUGCUGGACCUUCCUCAGUGCCAACUGCGCCCCCAUCCUAUGAAGAGACAGUUUCUGUUAACAGUUACUACCCCACACCUCCAGCACCCAUGCCAGGGCCGGCCACGGGGCUCAUGACGGGCCCGGAUGGGAAGGGCAUGAAUCCGCCUGCGUACUACACCCAGCCAGUGCCCGUCCCCAAUGCCAAUGCAAUUGCUGUGCAGACAGUCUACGUGCAGCAGCCCAUCUCCUUUUUCGACCGCCCGGUCCAGAUGUGUUGUCCUUCCUGCAACAAGAUGAUCGUGACUCAGCUGUCCUAUAAUGCCGGCGCCCUCACCUGGCUCUCCUGCGGGAGCCUGUGCCUGUUGGGGUGCAUCGCGGGCUGCUGCUUCAUCCCUUUCUGUGUGGACGCCCUGCAGGAUGUGGACCACUACUGUCCCAACUGCAAAGCUCUCCUGGGCACCUACAAGCGUUUGUAGGACUCAGCCAGACCCGAAGGGAGCCGUGUGCUGCAGGAAGGCCUUUCCAACUCUCGCCCAGCCCCGCCCCUGGUGAAGGCUCCAUUUCGGUGCUCUCAUCUCUCCAGGGUCUCCACCUUCGUGUCUUCUUUUGGGGGGAAAAUAUCGCAAAAAUAACACACCUCCAAACCCCAGAAAUUGCUGCUUGGAGUCGUGCACAGGACAUGCAAAGACAUUCUCCUUGAGUGCUGGUUCAAGGGUUUCCUGCCUCCCCGUCUGUGACCCCAAGUCAUCCCAUCCAACUGUGAGCAUUGUGCCGUCUGAGUAUCUUCUGGUGAUUUGCCACUGGCCAGCUUCUUUUUUUGCCUCAGUGGGCCUUUCUCUUGGUGGUCUCAAACUGAGAAGCCCCAGAUUGCCUUAUUUUUGAAACUGUUCUGGCCCCAGUACAGCUGAACCAACCUUUAGUGCCUACCGUCAUAGCCAUCUGUUUCCACUUCUGAUGACAAAAAUCUUGCCUUACAGUCUAAGGGCUUGGCUCUCAGAUUCUGUAACUGCAGGCUUUUAAAUAGCACACAAAUUCACUUUAAUUUCUUAAUUCGUUUUUAAGUACAGGGAGGGGUUAUUCACACCCAUCAGACACAUAGCCAUGAGGUCAUAAAUGCAGGCUAGGAAUAGAAGGCUGGAUCUUUUCACUGAUCUGCCUUCCUUGGACCAGAUCCUCAGCCACUUUCCACGAAGGGCUUUUUUUUUUUGGUAGAGGAAUUGUUUGUAUUAACAGUUUUUGUGACCUCCUUUUGGUCUUAAACACCUUUGAACAUAAUUUUGAAAGGAGGGAUUUAUAGAACUGUUUUCCGUAACUAUAUGACUGGUAUCAUUUUCCCAUUUGCCAAUGCACUCUCACUUUUUUUUUUUUUUUUUCCUUAACAGAAAAAGUAAUGGGGAUAAUUUCAUCCACUGCCUUUACUUGGGUUUAGUGUUGUUCCUAAAGACCUUCAUAAUGGAACUCUUAAAGCGGGUCCCCUUUUAGGUUCCUGGUGGAUAUUUGGAAAGACAAAAGAAAGCGUGUUUGAGCACAUCUGAGUACCAUGGUGCUGAAAAGUGUGGGGACCUGACUGUUUCAAAGGCAUCUGAAGUCUGGAUUUUAUUUUUCAGAAAUCAAUUUGUUGUAUAACAUCUGAAGACAUGAUUUCUAGGACUGAAGCAGCAAGCCAGAGUUCUCUGUUCGCUGCUGUGUCAUCUUUGAAAUCAAGACAAAGCCGGGCUCGACUUUCAGGAGUCCCUGUUUUGAUAAUAAAUAGGCACAGGGAAUGCAUGUGAAUAAUAUUAUGUAGAAAUCAAGCCUAGGUCUUGAUCGAAAAUCUGUAUAUUGGUUCAAAAUUAUAGUCAUAACCCAUUGAUUCAGCUUAUUCAUUUGAUGUUUCGAAAGUUCCAGUAAUUAUUUUUGCAAUGACUAUGGAUACUACAUAGUACUUUGGUGUUAUCUGCUUUUCAAAAAUAAAGUCUUUUGUUCACUCUGUGAA